Mus pahari (shrew mouse) is the source of this 4312-nucleotide messenger RNA. RefSeq names its product TNF receptor associated factor 3 (gene Traf3). Gene Ontology annotation, biological process: Toll signaling pathway; protein K63-linked ubiquitination; positive regulation of JNK cascade. Gene Ontology annotation, cellular component: plasma membrane signaling receptor complex. The coding region runs from base 465 to 2168 and encodes 567 amino acids. The transcript has 13 exons. The record is from RefSeq and is a predicted model, not a curated record. Gene Ontology annotation, molecular function: zinc ion binding; tumor necrosis factor receptor binding. NCBI's taxonomy places the organism in Eukaryota, Metazoa, Chordata, Mammalia, Rodentia, Muridae.
GCAGCCCAGCAGGGACUUUCCAGCCGGCGGCGGCGGCGGCGGCCGCCGGCCCUUCCCCGCCCCCCGACAUGGGGCUGCCCGGGGAGCUGGACGCUGCAGAAGGCGGCGGAGGAUGCGCGCGGCGCCCCUGAGCCGGCCGAACGGGCGGGCCUCGGGAACCCUGGGCAUGCUCUGCAGGAUCGUCUCAUAUGGGGAAGAGAACAUAUGUGUGUGAUCAGGCCAGACCUGAGAGUGGCACACCUUGCUUAUUCUUACAUCCAUUAGCAGACCUUGGUUCACGAGCCAACAGGACUGUGAGUAGAUGAUACCUGACCAGGCAUUCCUCCUGAUUCCCAGGUACAGGGUCCCCAUUACGUGAAGGAUAAGGCUGGCACUGCUCCGACGUCUCUGUGGAAGCUUCUCCCUCUCUUCUGAGCUUCCCUAGACUCCUUAGAGCGCACGACACAGAAUUUCUCUUUCCUAAGAUGGAGUCAAGCAAAAAGAUGGAUGCUACUGGCACACUGCAGCCUAACCCACCCCUAAAGCUGCAGCCUGAUCGCGGCUCAGGGUCCGUGCUCGUGCCGGAGCAAGGAGGCUACAAGGAGAAGUUUGUGAAGACGGUGGAAGACAAGUACAAGUGUGAGAAGUGCCACCUGGUGCUGUGCAACCCAAAACAGACGGAGUGUGGCCACCGGUUCUGUGAGAGCUGCAUGGCUGCCCUGCUGAGCUCCUCCAGUCCAAAAUGCACAGCUUGCCAAGAAAGCAUCAUCAAAGACAAGGUGUUUAAGGAUAAUUGCUGCAAGAGAGAGAUUCUGGCCCUUCAGAUCUACUGUCGGAAUGAAGGCAGAGGUUGUGCGGAGCAGCUGACUCUGGGACAUCUGCUGGUGCACCUAAAAAAUGAAUGUCAGUUUGAGGAACUUCCCUGUCUGCGUGCCGACUGCAAAGAAAAAGUACUGAGAAAAGAUUUGCGGGAUCAUGUGGAAAAGGCCUGUAAAUACCGUGAGGCCACAUGCAAUCACUGCAAAAGCCAAGUGCCCAUGAUCAAGCUGCAGAAACAUGAAGACACGGAUUGUCCCUGUGUCGUGGUGUCCUGCCCUCACAAGUGCAGCGUUCAGACCCUUCUAAGGAGUGAGUUGAGUGCACACUUGUCCGAGUGUGUCAAUGCCCCCAGCACCUGUAGUUUUAAGCGCUAUGGCUGCGUUUUUCAGGGUACAAACCAGCAGAUCAAGGCCCAUGAGGCCAGCUCCGCGGUACAGCAUGUGAACCUGCUGAAGGAGUGGAGCAACUCCCUGGAGAAGAAGGUUUCCCUGCUGCAAAAUGAAAGUGUUGAGAAAAACAAGAGCAUACAGAGCCUCCACAACCAGAUCUGCAGCUUUGAGAUCGAAAUUGAGAGGCAGAAGGAGAUGCUCCGAAACAACGAGUCCAAGAUCCUUCACCUGCAGCGAGUAAUAGACAGCCAAGCAGAGAAACUGAAAGAACUGGACAAGGAGAUCCGUCCCUUCCGGCAGAACUGGGAGGAAGCAGACAGCAUGAAGAGCAGUGUGGAAUCACUCCAGAACCGAGUGACUGAGCUGGAAAGCGUAGACAAAAGCGCGGGCCAAGCGGCUCGCAAUGCAGGCUUGCUGGAGUCCCAGCUGAGCCGGCAUGACCAGAUGUUGAGUGUUCAUGACAUCCGCUUGGCCGACAUGGACCUGCGGUUCCAGGUCCUCGAGACCGCCAGCUACAACGGUGUGCUGAUCUGGAAGAUCCGUGAUUACAAGCGCCGGAAGCAGGAGGCGGUCAUGGGGAAGACCCUGUCUCUCUACAGCCAGCCCUUCUACACAGGUUAUUUUGGCUAUAAGAUGUGUGCCAGGGUCUACCUGAAUGGGGACGGCAUGGGGAAAGGGACACACUUGUCGCUCUUUUUUGUCAUUAUGCGUGGAGAAUAUGAUGCUCUGUUGCCAUGGCCGUUCAAGCAGAAAGUGACACUUAUGCUGAUGGAUCAGGGGUCCUCUCGCCGUCAUCUGGGAGAUGCAUUCAAGCCCGACCCCAACAGCAGCAGCUUCAAGAAACCCACUGGAGAGAUGAAUAUCGCCUCUGGCUGCCCAGUCUUUGUCGCCCAAACUGUUCUAGAGAACGGGACGUAUAUUAAAGAUGAUACAAUUUUUAUUAAAGUCAUAGUGGAUACCUCGGAUCUGCCUGACCCCUGACAAGAAAGCAGGGAGGUGGAUUCAGCAGAAGGUAACUCCUCUGGGGGGGUUGAACCGGUCUGUCUUCACGAAGGUCCUCGCCCUCAGAAAGGACCUUGUGGGACAGAGGAGGCAGCCGGAGGAGGAGAAGGAGGUCGAGUGGCUGACAGGAGAGCCACAUGUGAAAACAGACCCCAACGGAUUUUCUAAUAGACUAGCCACACUCACUCUGAAGAAUUAUUUAUCCAUCAACAAGAUAAAUACUGCUGUCAGAGAAGGGUUUCAUUUUCAUUUUAAAAGAUCUAGUUAAUUAAGAUGGGAACAUAUAUGCUAAGAAGAAACUUGAUUUUUCUUCCUUAACUUAAACACCAAAAAGAGAACACACGUGGAGGUAGCUGGAUGUGUCAGCAUGUCAACUUACACGGAGAACUUAGGAAAUAGUAACACAAUCCCGAUGUAGUCAUCCUAAAAUGCAAGAGUGCAAUCUUGUUUCAAAUAUAGUAUAUUGUCUAUUUUUAAGGCCUCAUCUGGUCUCUGUUUUAAUAAUUUGUUUGUUAGAAGACCCUGAGUAGGCAGAAGGUCUCUAAAUUCAGAAGUCAUUUUUAAUUUAAAAUUCUACAAAUAAUUGUUACUGCAAACAUUUUGUUUUAAAACGUUGAUAGACUGAUAUUUCUUGGAAGAAAAUGUAAAAUAUCAAACACUGGUUAUCACUUGUGAUAGGAAAGAGAAUAUUGAACCUGCUGUUAUUUCUCGUUAGAAAUGUAACCCUUCGAUAUCUGUCGUAGUUAGUGACACUACUUCACAAUGACGAUGAGAGGGACAGCUCUGGAUGCUGUGCAUCAGUUCAGACUUACAAUUGUUUUCACCCUAAAAUAGGGCAUUAGUUGAACUUUGGAGUUCUAAACAAAAUCCUAUAGGUUUUUACAAUUCUGCCCCAUGUUUAGACAAGCUCUGUUGCUGACAGCACCAGCCUUGGUCUCCAGUGUCAGUGUCCGGGGACAGGCAGGUGACCCAUGCCGCAGGCAGGAGGCCCCAGCGAGCAUCCCAUCCUGUCAUACUGCUGCAUCCGGCUAGCGCGCUCUGAAAGCAACAUCCGUGCUCAGAGAUGGUGGCAUACGGUACAUGUGCCUUAGAUGUGACAUGCUGCUUCUUGUCCCUGGGUUUGCAUUCACCAUGGUUCUAGAAAGUGACAGUUUAACCAGAUCUCUCUCCACCACCAGAACUUCGUCUCUACCAGGGCCCUCAGACAAUUCUGAACCUGCCUGGGGAAGCCAGGCCUCCGUUGGUGGCUCCUGAAGCCUCUGCUGCUAAAUAUUCAUAGAUUCCAACAGUAGGCCCCCAAGAGCAGCUUAGUUCCACUCCAAGGGAGGGAGGUGUGAGCAGAAGCCACACCCUUCCAGGUCUCUGCAAGGGCCCUGAAAUCCCCACAGCAUGAAGGAGAAGUGCCCGAGCCCCAAGCAUUCCAGAGACCACUGGUCUGGGGCCUGCCCAGGCUGGCAACAGUAACCCUGGCCUCCCUGUGAGGAGGGAGGCCAGCUGAUUCCCAGCCUGUGAAUGCAGAGGCCCGCCCUCUCAGCUCACUGUUCCCACUGUGAUGAGAAGCCUGGAGCCCUGCCCCGGUGCCCCUUUUGCUAUGCACCACACUUCACGGUGCUCUACACUGAUGGGUGCUACACGCGACAGGUGCUUCUUAGGCAAAACCAAUGUGUGCGAACCACCACAUCUGUGCCACUUGCCCAAAAGGCGCGCCCACAAUUGGCCAGCUGGGCCUGCGCUUCAGACUGCCUGCCUCUGGGCUCUCCCCAUGGUCGCACGGGGACAGCUGGGUUGGUGCCCGGUAGCCCACCUUGUCUCUGGUGCUGCCAUCUGUCCUGGGUGUGCCUUCGCCCCAGUGCCUGCUGGAAGUGCCCUCCUCUCGCACACCUGUCCCCGUGCUUCCAUGAGCGACCUCUUGGUUUCGAGCACUCAUCCUGCCCUACCAUGACUGAAGCAUUUGGUUCGUCCCCUGUUCCUCCCUUCUCUCCAUUCUGCUGGGAUUGCUUUGGGGUAAGUCAGUGCCCUUGGUUCUGCUCACAAGGAAAGACUGCAGAUCUCAUGUUCUUUCAAAGGUGCCCCCUUCUUCCUCUAGGCCUGUCACCAGGGUUCCUCCUCCAAAGAUCUGGAGU